Messenger RNA from Anopheles nili, 4053 nucleotides. RefSeq names its product E3 ubiquitin-protein ligase MARCHF6. Gene Ontology annotation, cellular component: endoplasmic reticulum membrane. The record is from RefSeq and is a predicted model, not a curated record. Lineage: Eukaryota; Metazoa; Arthropoda; Insecta; Diptera; Culicidae. The transcript is spliced from 3 exons. Bases 142 to 3234 code for a protein of 1030 amino acids. Gene Ontology annotation, molecular function: zinc ion binding.
CGAACGACGCCGUCGAGUGGUGCAGUAAAAUUCCCGUCACCUUUUUCGCCAGGUCCGCUAGCGAACCUGUGCUGAAGAACGACGGUUCCGGUUCUCGCCGACCAGUGUGCGUAAAGUGUGUGGAACACGGCAGAUUCCACGAUGGAGGGCGACAUCUGCCGGGUGUGCCGCUGUGAGGCCCAAUCUGAUCGGCCCCUGUUCCAUCCGUGCAUCUGCACUGGAAGCAUCAAAUGGAUCCAUCAGGACUGUCUCACGCAGUGGAUGCGCUACUCGCGCAAGGAAUACUGCGAGCUGUGCGGGCAUCGAUUUUCCUUCACCCCGAUCUACUCGCCCGACAUGCCGCGCGUGUUACCCCUGAAAUACGUCGCCAAAGGACUGCUCAGCUCGGUCGGGACGGCCGUUAAGUACUGGAUACAUUACACGCUCGUUGCACUCGCCUGGCUCGGUGUCGUGCCGUUGACGGCGUACCGCACAUACCGGUUUCUCUUCUCCGGCUCGAUUGAAAUGGUGCUGACACUGCCGAUCGAUAUGUUUUCGACAGAGAACUUAGCGAUUGACGUUUUUAGGGGCUGUUUCGUCGUCACCUGCACGCUGUUCACCUUCAUCGGGCUUGUGUGGCUCCGGGAGCAGAUCAUACACGGUGGUGGCCCCGAUUGGCUCGAGCGAGACGACCCACAGAUUCCCGAAGUAGCCGCUAACGCCAACGGCCAGGCAAACGUUCGUCCUCGAGUUGGUGAACCUGAAGUGAACGAAAACGAUGCUGAGAACAACAACAAUGAUGAUAACAACAACGAGGAGGAGCAUAAUAAUAACAACAAUAACAACUUUCUGGAUAACAACCUGCUCAACAACCGCAACGAGGCCGAUGAACACGGAUUACAGGGACAGCAGCCACAGCAACGAGCUCCCGCUCCGGAAGGUCCUGCUGCACCGGAGGUGGAACCGAUACGACGUCCGGCCCGUGCGAACUUCGGUUAUCCACCCGCAGAUAAUGUGCCAAUCGAUCCGGCGGAACCACCACCACCUCCGCAGGUGGGUGGAGUGGACGAUCCCCCGGAGGCGGCUAUCAACGAGCCGGAAGCGGAGGCAGCUGCCGACGAAGCCAACUGGAACCCGAUGGAGUGGGAUCGGGCGGCGGAGGAGCUGACCUGGGAGCGGCUGCUCGGGCUGGACGGUUCUAUGGUGUUUCUCGAGCACGUGUUCUGGGUUGUUUCCCUGAACACGGCCUUCAUCAUCAUAUUCGCCUUCUGUCCGUACUCGAUCGGGAACUCGCUAAUCUCGCUGCUCGGCAUCAACCCACCAGGCAAGCAGUUGACGCACUUCCACGGGCUCCUCACGACCAUCCUCGGAUACUGCGUGAUUGGCAUUACACUCGUAAAAUUACACGCCAUCGCUCGGUUUCUCCGUUGGCGACGGCAACGGCGCAUCCUCGGGCUAUGUUACAUUGUCGUGAAGGUGUCGCUGCUUUCGGUUGUUGAAAUUGGCGUUUUGCCGCUUGUGUGCGGAUGGUGGCUGGAUAUUUGCUCACUGCCGAUGUUCGAUGCCACGCUCAAGGACCGCAAAGCAAGUUUUAAGGCCGCUCCCGGAACGUCACUCUUCAUUCACUGGAUGUUUGGAAUGGUGUACGUGUACUAUUUUGCUUCGUUCAUCGUGCUCCUGCGAGAGGUGCUUCGCCCGGGAGUGUUGUGGUUCUUGCGCAAUCUCAAUGAUCCCGAUUUCAGCCCCAUCCAGGAAAUGAUUCACCUAUCGAUAAUGAACCACAUGCGCAGAUUGAUAUCGUCUGCGAUCAUCUUUGGAUCGGCCGUGUUGUUGAUGCUAUGGGCGCCCAUUCAAAUCCUCAAAAAUUUCUGGCCCACAUUCCUGCCCUACACUUUGUCGGGCGAUUCCGAGGUGAACGAGAUUAGCCUGCAGCUGUUACUUCUUCAGUUUGUCCUGCCGAGCUUUUUCGAACAGUCACACACCCGAAUCUGGCUUAAAGGCUUGGUACACAUCUGGUGCAACGUGGUGGCGCGCAUGCUUGGCAUCAAGAGCUAUCUGCUCGGUGCCGAUAUUCGCCCGAACGAGGAUGAGGCCGCUCAGGCUAGACCGCAACCUGAUGUAGGUGCCGCAGGGUUUGCCGCUGCCCAUCAGGCCAUGAUACAGCGUGAUUUCCCUGUUGGCUUUCAGCCUUACGAACGACCAAAGUUUUUUGCAAUCCGCUUAAUGGGAUUGCUGGUGCUGACCUGCAUAAGCCUGGCCAUCGGGUCGUUGGCCGUGUUGACUGUCCCAGUAUGGAUCGGACGGCACGGAAUGGCGCUCGGAUCGAUGGGAUCGAACAUCGCACCACCGCCGAAUGCGGUAAGUGCUGGCACGGAAACGCCAGUCCGUCCACACGAGCUGUACACGAUUGCCGUUGGAAUGUACCUCUGCUGGUUGAUAUCCCGGGGUAUUGCCGUGGCGGUGAACCUACUGCCGCAGGGACGCGAGGCCGUAAUCGCACGAGUCAAGCACUGGAUAUCGAUCGCAACCUCGUACGCGAUGAUCAUGGUCGUGUUCGUGCUCAUGCUGGGUGUAAUUCCACUGAUGUUCGGACUGCUGCUGGAGCUGGUCGUCGUAAUACCGUUGCGUGUACCACCAGAUCAAACACCGGUCCUGUUCUUGUGGCAGGAUUGGGCACUGGGCGUACUCUACACGAAGAUUGCCUGUGCCCUCACGCUCAUGGGUCCCGAUUGGGCUCUGAAACGCGCGAUCGAACAGGCGUACCGCGAUGGACUGGGUCACAUGAACCUGAGCUUCAUCGUACGCGAACUCGGGCUGCCUGUUAUCACGUGUUUUGGACUGGCAUUGGCCGUCCCGUACGUGAUUGCUCACUCGAUUCUGCCAGUGUUCUUUACGAACCCGCUCACGCGUACGCUCAUCGCCCGACAGAUCUACCCGUUCUUCCUGCUGAUCGCGUUCGUGAUCGGCAUUGUGGUGCUGCAGGUUCGCCAGUUUAAGAAACUGUAUGUUGCGAUCAAGAACGACAAAUAUCUCGUAGGGCAGCGGUUAGUGAACUACGAUCAUCAGCGCAAAAAGCGACGCGUUUCGGUCGCGACCGGCGAGGAGGAAACGUCCGGUAGUGCCAGUAGCGGCGCCGAUUCAACGACCGCCUCGUCAACAGCGACCGAGGCGUUCAACGAGGAAGCAACGGAUGCAACGGCCGACAGUCCCGGCGGAAGUGGACAUGCGGAACGAGCGAUGGAAGCUGUACAGUAGAAGGAAACAAUCAUUAUGGACGUGUUAUACUUUUAAAUUACGCCUUAGUCGCAUACCCGCUCGUUGAGUUAUGUCCCCGGUGGAGUCAUUCGAAUAUUUCCGGUGUGUAACAACGCCGUUUUGGGUUUUUGAAUUUAUUUUUAUACCGAUUUGGCUAGGCUACUGCUACGAAACACUAUGGUGGAGAAUCGCAAUAGAAAAGUCCUACUGCCGGCCAGAACAAACAUGUUGUUUAUGGAGAUAGAUUUUCUUUAUUUAUCCCUUUUGUGAUAGAACCCCGAACACAAUGCGCUACCUUACAUUAGUUGUUUCUAUUUUUAUUCUUAUUUGAGUUGGUUCCGCGCUACCUUACAUUAGUUGUUUCUAUUUUUAUUGGUUUCUUAUUUGAGUUAGUUCCGGCGUGCUCGCCCGAGUGAUUUCUAUUGCAUUGCAAGUGGGUCCGUAGCUAUUCAGGAUUCUGGUCAGGUUAAGAUCCUUCACAGCUUAGGAGUCCUUGGAUCAACACAGAAACGGACACAAAGGCGAGUGAACUGAGCGGCAAAGAAAUGAUUUGUGGGAAUAAUGCAAACAAAGGGUGAGAGUAACGGUAGGCUGGGGAGCCAGUAAAGAAUUUAGCUAAAAACUGUAAUAUACCUUCAGGAAAUGAAAAAUUCAAAUAAAACCAAUGAAAACGCAACAUAGACCCUUUUGUGGAUUUGUUCGAAUCAUACGGAUAGUAUGGCCAGGUGACUUAACUUAUGACUUUAUUUUUAAUUUGAUUAAAAAUUUUCAUACUCCAUGUUUCAUUAUAUAAAUUUUUCCUGUAAUAUACACACAGCA